UGUGACUCACCCAAACCCCUCGACUUAUUAAUAAAACAUGAUGGGUUGAUACUUAUACUAAUACGCUACACUCGCGGAGCAAACUGGACUCGCGCACCGCCCUGAAUACCAAUAGCAAUGCUACAGAAUGGCAUCUCUUCUCCUGGCCUCCGGUUGUACCGUCGGUGCCUUUCUUCUCUUCCUCAUCACACUCUUCUCCAUGCCUCACAGGACCAGGCAGAACGCGCCGGGAGACGCCGACAUUCCGGACGUGGAGGAGAUGCUGGAAGUUCGAGGCUAUGACAGGAACUUCCGACCGGGCUUUGGGGGUCCGCCACUGCUGGUGGACAUGAGUCUGUCGGUCGCCAGCAUUGAUCGGGUGUCUGAAGUGGACAUGGAUUACACCUUAACGAUAUUCCUCCGUGAAUACUGGAGGGACGAGCGCCUACACUUCUCGGAGACAAACCGCAGCCUGAGUCUGGACGGCCGGCUGGUAGAGAGACUGUGGGUCCCGGACACGUUCUUGGUCAAUGCAAAGAGUUCGUUUCUGCACAAAGUUACCGUCGACAACCGACUUCUGCGCCUGUUCCCAGACGGAAGACUGCUGUAUGGUUUGAGGAUCACUGCCAAGGCAGCCUGCCCCAUGGACCUCCGGAAGUACCCGUUGGAUGUGCAGACCUGCCCUUUGCAGUUCGAAAGCUAUGGAUACACGACUGAGGACAUCCGUUUUAAGUGGAAGGACGGCAACGAGUCGAUCCAUGGUCUGGAGCGGAUUGAGCUCGCGCAGUUCUGGGUGGGAGAGCACGAAGUUUCUGACGAAGUACAGAAGUACGAGACAGGAGAAUAUCCCCGACUGACCAUUCGUUUUAAGCUUUACCGGAACAUCAUGUACUUCAUUCUGCAAACAUACCUGCCGGCCACGCUGUUGGUGGUCUUAUCUUGGGUCUCCUUCUGGAUAAACCACGAGGCCGUGCCUGCUAGAGUCGCUCUCGGCAUCACCACUGUUCUGACCAUGACUACCUUCAUAACAAGUGCUCGGGACUCACUCCCCAAAAUCUCCUACAUCAAGGCCAUCGACGUCUACUGCGUCAUGUGUUUCCUCUUUGUCUUCGCGGCUCUUCUGGAGUACGCCGCUGUCAACUACCACUCCAGCGUGCAGCAGCGCAGGGAACAGAAGGCUUUAAAAGCCAAGAAGUCUGGAGCGGAAGAUGUGCAUAAGCACGAGGAACAGCAGCCGGGAAGACUAGGUGGUCUACUGGCAGCACUUAAGAGAAAAGGAUUCGAUAAUGGACCCGACAAAAGUGACGAGCAACCAGGUCAAGGUUUGUCUGUGACAGUCAUGUCAAAAAAUAUCGGCAAAGACAACCAAAAGCAAGAUUCAGAAAGGCAAGGUAAGAAGAACCCUUGGUCUAAAGCGACGCGAACACAGGAAAAUGUUCCCCUGAACGUGUUCCACACUGGGCCCACAAACGCGCAGAGGCCACAUGACACCCCUGUGGGAGAGUACUCCGUAGUCCACGAUGAUCAGGUUUGCCUGAACAUCCCGACGUUGGACGUCACUAACCAGAGUCUGGAGAGACGGCGCCGGAGCGACGCGAGUUCCCGUUUGGGGCGGAACUCUGACGGGAGCACAUGGCCAACCAGAAAGUCAUCGAUCGCGUCCACGGCCAGUCCGAGGGGCAGCAUAGCCAGAAUGAUCAUAGAGUACGCCAGGGACAUGGAGGAGAAAGGGAUGGAAUUAGUGCCGCAAGGAGAGCUAUCAACGGAAAAUGUGUCCAAUGUCGAUGAUGAUACCCUGUUGAAACCAAACGACGAUCCUCCUCCAGUGAUCAGGCAGCCCGAGUCACACCUCCGCGUCGCGACAGAGCGUCGCCGCGCCCUGUCCAAUACCGAAGCGCCCACGUCCGCACUCAGAAAGACCGAGUCCCGCCUGUCUCUCAGUACCGACCCGCGCGCGCGGAAGCUGUCCGGUAUGGGCAUGGCGGUCCUCAAUGCAGCAAAACUACAGAAGGAGGCAAACGACAGAGCGGCGAUGGGGAGCGGACGGGGGCGACCGAGAGAACAGGGCGAUGCUACCGUCAGGAAGCGCCCGGUCUCAUUCGCCUCCCUGGGCCAAAAGGUCAUGAAAAUACAAGAGGAGGGAAGGCAAGAAAGGAAAAGGCUCACCAUCGCUGAAGUCGUCCAAAGAGUAAAAACUUCCAAUAUCAAACUUCAGGUUAAAGAUGUCAAUACCAUAGAUAAAUAUUCUAGAGUAGUCUUUCCUGGCGUGUUUUUCCUUUUCUGUAUAAUGUAUUGGGUUUCGUAUGCGCACACAUAGCUGGUCCGAAAAAUUCUUUUGAGUGUAUUAGACCUUUAUUAUCUCAUUUCACAAGACCAUGCAUUAUACGUGCCCGUUUAGAUUCUUUGUAAAAUAUUUAUUCAUGCAGAUAUAUCUGACCAUCAGCUCGUCACUUAUUCAAUUAUACCUGUAAUGAGCAGAAGCCUUGAAGAUUUAAAACGACAAACUUAAGUUUGACUCGUCCGUCUUUUUUUCACCUGUCACGCUAACGAUGGACGAGAUAACUAUGUCAGGGUCAUUUUGAUUUGUAAUUACUUUAUACUGCCAAAGUACUUGACAAGUGCUAACGAAAAGCACUAAAUUUGAGCCCCUGAAUGUAAAACAAAGAGCAAAUGGAGAAAAUAACCUACAUAGUCUUUCCGCGUAUGGUAGUGCAACCUUCUUGAAUAUUUUUUAUUAUCUCUCUUCAUUUCUUAUGAAUAUAACGACCUUGGAACACAAUACCAUUUAACGAGAACGAGAUAUGUAUAUAUAUACAUAACCUUGUAAAUACUGAUAACCCUAAUGGCCUACGUAUAUACUGUUGACACAUGUAUACUUUUGAGGACCACACGUGUAUACUGUUGAGGGCCACACUCGUAUACUGUUGAGGUCCACACGUAUAUACUGUUGAGGGCCACACGUGUAUACGGUUGAGGGCCACACCUAUAUACGGUCGAGGGACACUCGUAUAUACUGUUGAGGGCCAUACGUAUAUACCGUUGAGGGCCACACGUAUAUACCGUUGAGGGCCACACGUAUAUACUGUUGAGGGUCACACAAUAAGAGGAGGUGUGUACUCUAGAAGUGCCAGAAAUGUUAUAUGUAGAUUUAUUAGGUAUCGACGACUAUAACCCCAUUGUAGUAAACAUGUCCGUAACGGGAUGUUGAUAGAACUUUUGAGGGCAUCACCAGCCUUAAGGAGAUAAGUAUGACUCCAGUUUAAGGAAACCUUUUGAUAGACUUUGGAAUGUUAAUAAAUAAUGUUUCGUACAAUGUAGGGCCAAGUGUGGUUAUGUCUUAAAGUUUAUGGUCACAUAUAGCAGACCGUCAUGGUUGUUCAUUGUCAUGUGAACGAAUGGAACAAAGAAAGGGAACGGCGAUUAUUGUAUCCUAAAAUCACGAUGAACACAUUAUAUCUGCAGAAGUUGAACUACGUAUGUAACAACAAUCGGUUUAACGUUAUUCUGAACAAUCGGUCCUUUAGUAACUUUUUUUCGGACAUAUAGCUUAAAACAACAUUCCAAAAACGCUUUGUCUCUUUUGAACAUAAUAUAUUGUAUUUACCUUAAAUGACGUCAACAAACUGAACUUUAAUACCAAUGAUGUGGCGUUGAUUCGUAGCACGUACCUUAUAAAUAUAAAUAGAGAGAAUGUUACUAGUAAUUGCCAUAAAAGUAGCCUUAGAUACCAUUCGUGUCUAUAGACGAAUCAUCCCGUAGUACGUAUGGAGAGUGAAAAAAAGACUGUCAACAAUAUACAAUCUACAUAUCAGACUGUAUAUAUUAUGUACGAACCCAUGGAAGAGUCCUUGUCCUUAUGUGCCUGUACAGUACCAUUACACCAGAUUACUCACAAGUUGUGCUGUGGUGUCAUUUCCUCCGAGAUAAGACUUAUUUCUUCCGGACGUUAAGUUGAAGACAGAUGACAUCCAGAACAGGUUAGGCAGUGCCAAUAUGAGCGGCGCACAGUGGAGGCGGGUGCCUUCAUCAGGGACGUAGCGGGUUUCAAGUUGUAUGAUUGCCGCGGGGUGAAAUUGGACACAAAGCCUAUCAAAAUUGCCUUAUACA
This is a messenger RNA of Branchiostoma belcheri (Belcher's lancelet), 4086 nucleotides long. Its product is annotated as gamma-aminobutyric acid receptor subunit beta-3-like. The coding region runs from base 128 to 2296 and encodes 722 amino acids. NCBI's taxonomy places the organism in Eukaryota, Metazoa, Chordata, Leptocardii, Amphioxiformes, Branchiostomatidae. The transcript has 9 exons. Gene Ontology annotation, molecular function: extracellular ligand-gated monoatomic ion channel activity; neurotransmitter receptor activity; GABA-A receptor activity. Gene Ontology annotation, biological process: signal transduction; regulation of membrane potential; nervous system process. Gene Ontology annotation, cellular component: membrane; synapse; neuron projection. The record is from RefSeq and is a predicted model, not a curated record.